AUGAUCGCCGACCUCCCCCCAUCCCGCCCGUCUAUCGCUCGCAGUACGACGACACUGUACGAUGGUAUGCUAACUUCGCGAGACCUCGCAGGCCUUCAAUCGUUCAAGAAGCUCCUUGACGAUAUCAUCGCUGAAGCCGAUGCCGACGCCGACGCCAGCCGUGACGUCCGGAAAGCCAACCUCGUCAUCUUGCAGCAAUACCUGGACGCUGUCAAACCCCGAGACGCUGGCGACGACGCUGUCUUUCUCGGCGACAUCAUGGACAUGUGGUCGUUUGCCGCUCAAGUCGGCGACCAUGGCGUCAUGUCCUCCGUCGCCGUCGUCCUAGCUCUGCUGUUGCGCGUCGUCUCCGAGUCUCUCCAUCUUGUCUCCCAUGGCCUUGGCCUUUGUCACACCCUUCUGCAGGAACGACAACUCAAGUCGCUGGUCAAGAACCUCACCUCCGAAAAGAGCAAGGCCUUCGUCAUCUCCCCCACCCUGCGUCUCCUACGAGAGGCCGUCAGCCUCGACGGUGGCGUCUGCGCAAGGAAGUUCUUUCGCGAAAGGGCCCACACCUUCGCCUCCCUCGGCAGGAAUCUUGAGCUCGGUCACGCCCCGGACGCAAGCCCCGAUGAUGGUCGGAAGGCAUCCGUCCGAACGAACGCCGUCCGCUUCUUCCUGACCUGCCUCAAAUACCUACACUCGCAAGGACGGAAGGAGCUGCUGGCUCAACGCGAGCACCUGUCCCAUCUGACCUAUAUGAUCAAGUCCGACCCGCCUUCUCUCGUCUUGGAGAUCAUCGAUGGCCUCAAAUCUCACCUCCUGAUGGACAUGAAGAUCCCCCGAGAGCUCAAGUUCAGGAACUUCAACACCAAAACCCUCCUCCGGUUCUUGGCCCUCUAUGGCUACACCUGCCCGGCUCACGGUGCGGACCAGAGAGAGACCGUCGUCGACAAGGUCCACCAGUUCCUCCUGUUUCUCUGCACAACACCCGCCGCCGGCGUGCUGUAUCCGUACAAAGGUCUUUACCCGAAGGAUGAUGGCGACGAUGGGCACCUGAAUGGCAGCAAAGCCCAGGGCGACCAUGAUGCGGAUGCGUCGCAGCGUCGAACCCGCGUGUUCAACUUUGUCUUGUCCGAGUUCGCUGCCAAACUUAGGCCAUGGUCCAGCCUGAAGCACAGCGAGCUUCUCGUCGCCAUCUUCACGGCUGCGCCCGAGCUCAUAGCCGACUACUUCUACAACAACCGCUCCUUCACCUUUGAGCCGAGGCUUUCCAUGACUUGGAUCGGCUACGCGUCCUUUCUCUUCAGCACCAUGACCAUACCGCUACCCCCUUCGUUCGGAGAUGCCACCCGCUGCGCCGCUGGCCCCCCUCCAACCUCGAUCGUCCUGGACACCAUCCUGCCGCCCGCCAUCAACGAAAAGGUGCUCGUCCGAUGCCUGUCGCCCAAAUCCAAUCUCACCUCCUUCUUCGCCACCAGAAUUCUCGUGGCCGCGCUGGAGAAGCUCGACGUAGCCGUCAAGAUGCUCCAUUCAAGCUCGUCGAGACAUCGAAACUCGCCAUGGUCCGAGGCUGCUCGGAAACUGCUGGACUCGUUCUGCCAACGAGCACCCGAUAUGAAGGAAAUCGUUCGCUGCUACAGGAGCAUCCCGCCCGAGAAUGCCUUGCACAAGGCUCUGGCGAGUCGCCUGCUGCGGCUUUACUACGAGGUGAUUCCUCGCGUCGCCCUCGCCGCCAACUUUGACGUCUCCGCCCUGCUCGUCGACACCCUCAAGGGGCUGUACCGCGACAGCCACGAGCCGGGCAUCAAGUCCUUGGCCGCAAUGGAGUUGGAAAGUCUUGUCCAUAUCGCCAGCUACUCUCCAGGCAUGAGGUGGUUCGUCAAGAUGGACGGCCUUGGGGAGUACACCUCGUUAUCCGCCUUCACUGCUCUUCUCCGCCUCCUGUCUGGUGACGGACGCGAUGCUCCUCAUCGUCAACUGAGAAGCAUCCUAUCCGACGUCGCCGUCGAGAACCAGCUUGUCUGUCCUUCCGUAGCUCUGAGGCCACUCCUCCGAGCGUUGCGAUGUGCCGUCAACGAUGCCGACGCGAAGGAGGCUGACACCAUCUGGAACUUUGUCGACAACUGCAUCAGCCGGUGCGCCAAUUCACCCAUCAAGUAUCUCGAUCAGCUGAUAUCCCACUCCCAUGCAGGCCAGGUCGACAUGCCACCCGAGGCCUGCCCGCCGUCUCUGUUGAGCUUUGCCUUUGCCGAGCAGAUCGGCUACGCGACGGGCACGACAGAAACGGUGGCAGUCCGUCCCCUCGCACGAUUCAUCUCGCUCUAUUUUAACGCCUGUCACAUCUGGGAAGGCGAGAGCCCACUUCUGCAACACCUGCAUCAAACAUUGCGCACUCAGUUGUCAUCCAAAAGCGCGAAGAUGGCACGGCUCGGUGAUGCCCGCGACCUUGAUGCUUUGAGAGCUGAUGACGACCCGAGCCUGGAUGUCGAUGGUGGAGCCGUCGCAAACGCAGCAGCCGGUUCGACUCCGGCGCUCAGUGAAUCCGACCUUCACGGCAUGCUUCACACCCCCUUUCCCGAAAGCGCCGAUGCCUCAGCACUGACCAAGUGGGCGUCCAUAAGUGUGGAUGAUCUGGUGGAGGAUGGGUGGGCGACGAGUCUCAUACGCCUCCUGUCUUCGCCUCACACCAGCAUCCGCAAAGAAUCCCUCACCAACAUCUUGAAAUUGGCGGCUCAGAUCAAGGAGUCCUCGCAAGAGGGACAUGCCCAAAUAUGGCUCCUCCUGUCGGAGCUGACCGAAUCGUGCAAGGUCCCGGUGGAGCAUGGCCCCGUCCCAUCGGCUUUCACGGCAUUUGCAAUCCAUGCCAUCCAGGUGUUGCGAGAGCCAUUGCAUCCCUUGUAUCCAAAGAUCAACUCCUUCUUGACUCGCAGCCCGGUCUGGUCACUGGAGAAGCUGCCACUGGCACACGACAUUCUUCACGGGGAACCUUCCGAGGACGACAAGUACUAUGCCGAAUUGACCUGGCUUCUCGCAUAUCUUCUCGACAGUCUUCAAACAGCCUUCGAUCUCGGCGUCUUUCAUAAAAAGAAAUGGUUCGAAAAGAUCCUCGGACUGGCCAGUAACCCGUUCCUUCGAGUCAACCUUCGAACGAGGAUACAAAAAAUAAUAUACCGCACCUCGUGCCUAGAUGAGGGGAGCACGACCCUUGCCACGAGAUUCGGCAUGUUCAGCUGGCUGGAUGCACAACAGGCAGCCUUUGGUCGGAUGGAGGAGGCCGCUGUAUACCAGGGUCUGACGAUGCGCCUUUGGGAGACGUGCGACCAGGAAACGGUUAUAAAAUGGAGCAACGGAGGUAUCAAAACCCUCAUUCAGGGGGGGCAGGUUUCAGAAGUGAAGCAAUUAGAAUAA
This is a messenger RNA of Drechmeria coniospora, 3390 nucleotides long. RefSeq lists its product as uncharacterized. Gene Ontology annotation, cellular component: nucleolus. Bases 1 to 3390 code for a protein of 1129 amino acids. Gene Ontology annotation, biological process: maturation of 5.8S rRNA from tricistronic rRNA transcript (SSU-rRNA, 5.8S rRNA, LSU-rRNA); maturation of LSU-rRNA from tricistronic rRNA transcript (SSU-rRNA, 5.8S rRNA, LSU-rRNA). Lineage: Eukaryota; Fungi; Ascomycota; Sordariomycetes; Hypocreales; Ophiocordycipitaceae. The record is from RefSeq and is a predicted model, not a curated record. The transcript has a single exon.